This is a messenger RNA of Arachis stenosperma, 1782 nucleotides long. RefSeq lists its product as uncharacterized. Gene Ontology annotation, molecular function: protein binding. The transcript has 5 exons. The record is from RefSeq and is a predicted model, not a curated record. The coding region runs from base 194 to 1018 and encodes 274 amino acids. NCBI's taxonomy places the organism in Eukaryota, Viridiplantae, Streptophyta, Magnoliopsida, Fabales, Fabaceae.
UUUUAACAAUUAAAAGAGUAGACUCUGAUCUCUUAACAAGCCAAAGAAUCCAUUUCCCGUGCAAGAGAAAAGAAAAAAACGUCAGAACUCACAAGUCACAAGUCACAACAAACCCGAGUAGUCCUAACCCCUCACCUCACUUCUUUCCGUUAUCAUCGAAACAAGCCCCAAUCACACUGAACCUUGAGAGAAAAUGGUGGUGGUGAUAGAGCAGCAAGAGAAUGAGGAUCGAAACGCAAAUCCCUCCAAUGCUGCUGGUAACGACGCUUCCGACGGUUUUGAAACGGCCAGCGAUACCGACCUGGGCAGCGAAACCGGAGGCGAUGACGUCGGUGCUAGCAGCCAUGAUCAACAGCUCGAACAACAGCAACAUCAACAACAGCCGCCGAAGCCAGAGCAUUCGGAGCCGGAACCUGAACAGAGUGUUUCUCCAAGUAAUAGUUUCUCUAGGGAUCCCUUGAUCAACGAGGAAUUGGAGAAGAAAGCAUUGGUUCAAGCAAAUGAGGCAAAGGCAGAAGGGAAUAAGCUUUUUGUGGAUGGGAAGUAUGAGGAAGCAUUAUCCCAGUAUGAACUUGCUCUACAAGUUGCACCUGACAUGCCUUCAUCUGUUGAAAUACUCUCAAUAUGUCAUGCAAACCGUGCUGUGUGCUUUCAGAAACUGGGAAAAUAUGACAACACAGUUAAAGAAUGCACAAAAGCAUUAGAUCUGAAUCCAGUGUAUAUUAAAGCUUUAGUAAGAAGAGGAGAAGCUCAUGAAAAGCUUGAACAUUUUGAAGAAGCCAUUGCUGAUAUGAAAAAGAUUUUAGAAAUUGAUCCCUCAAAUGAUCAAGCUAGGAAGGCCAUCAGGCGACUUGAGCCGCUUGCUGCAGAAAAGCGGGAAAUGAUGAAGGAAGAGAUGAUUGCAAAACUAAAAGACAUGGGAAAUUCUGUCUUGGGCCGGUUUGGGAUGAGUGUCGAUAACUUCAAAGCAGUUAAAGAUCCAAACACUGGUUCCUAUUCUAUCUCAUUCCAGCGUUAAGCCUGGCAGAGCAAUGUCAUAAUAGCAUAUUUAAGUAAGAAAGAUGCAGUCCAUAAUGAUGCAGGUUUGAGGCCUCACUGUGCAUGCAAGGCAUUAGGAAAAGUUGAAUGUUCUUAAAGGAGUUUAGAUCAUCUAAAGUGAAAGUUUGUAAAGUGGGAAAAAUUAAAGGAUAAUCAUUUUCAAUGGAAGUUAUUGAUGGAAGGGUGAUUAUGACUAACUUCUUACUUACUUUCACACCUUACAAAAAAUAAGAGCAUGUGAUGAUUGCUUUUGGUUCAUCCUUAAAGGACAUUGAUAAUGAAUAAAUCCGUGAUAACUAAUUGUGAUUUUUAAUCUGUAUUCAAAUUUCAAAACACAUGAAGAUUGUUACCUCUAGUAAAAUUGAACACAUCAUGUGAUUCUUGUUACAUCAUUCCUUUUUCACUCACCUAAUAAAUUUUUAUCUCCUACUUUUAUUUCAGUGGUGCUAAGCAUUUAAGUAAUGUCCGAGAUGGCCACUGGCUAGUCAAGUACUUCAUGUCAUAGCUAGAAGAUGAUAGAACUAAUCCAUUGCUACAUUCUUUUUUUUUUUUUUUUUUUUUUUUUCUCAAGGCACCUUGGAUUCUGGGUUAUUUAGGUAGUUAGGAAGUUGAACAUUGCUAGAAUCAUGAGUAAGUGCAAACAUAACAGUUCAUGAUGGCAAUAUCUAAGUGUUUUUGGUUUGUUAUAAUCAUGCAAAAAUAAUGUAUCCAAUUUGUAUAUAUAAAAUUUUGUUUUAUUAGUUA